AUGAAGGCUACUCUUCACCCCUUCAUCGUGGCCAUUGGUCUCUCUUCGAUGGCCACUGCCUCUCCUUUGAACCGUGUCGUCAAACGUCAUGAGAUUGAGCAGUCUUCGACAGAUACACUCGAGGAUAAUCGCUAUGGAUGGACUUAUAACCAUUCCACACCUCCUUUUGCUAAAACUAAGGACACCCACGAUCCUACCGAUACUGCUGGCAUCAUGAGGGUCCUGAUCCAAACCUCAUUAACUCAAACCGGCCCGACGCUGGUUAACCGUGAUGAAGAUGCCACUACAUCAUCACCAUCUCCAACCACAUCAACUAUCUCGGACUUUCGUCCUCGCGAGGCCAUUGGUUUCGACACGUCCCAUUUCACCGCCGUCUCCAAGCCCUCGGUCACCUGGAAUGUCACCCACAGCCACAACCACAGCUAUACUCGCUCUCACCGGCCGAAUCACACAUACACCUCUUACGCCCACAUGAAUCCUCCCCAGCGACCUACCACCUCUGCCGCGCCUAUCGCCCGUGACCUGCAGGGUGAUAGCAAUGAGUCCGACACUAACGAUGACGAUGAUGACUCCUGGGACACAGCCACCAGGCUCGCCACUGAAACCCAUGAUUUGAACCGCAGAGAUCCAGAAGUUUGGAUAACGGUUGUCGCAACUUCGUAUGUGACCCAUCACCCCGAGGUCACCAGAACUGAGUUUCUUACCACUACCGUCGAUCCUCCAACCGGCACUUUACAACCUUCCAAACCCACCACCACUUCCUCCCCUCCUCCUCCUCCCCCUCCACCACCAGCAACCGCAUCAACCGCUCCCUCCCCAACCCUAACAACCCGCGCCACCACCCCUCCCACCAUCGAACCCAAAUCCCCCACUUGCCCCGUUGCCGGCACCGCCGGCUCCAACGUCUGGUGUCUCGGAGGCCAAACCUUCGCCCUGGAAUGCGACACAGCGCUUGACCCCUCUUCCAAUAACUUUGGGAGUAUCACCUUGCCUGCUCAAAACUGGGAUAUGUACGGCCGGUGCGGCGCGCUGUGCGCAGAUGUUCCUGACUCAAAAUGUACGGGGUUUAGUUAUAUCUGGGCGAGCGGGCUGUGUUAUCUUAAGGAGGGGGAUGGUGCGAAGAAUAAAGGGGGGAACAAAGCUGAAGGGAUCCAUUCGGGUAGGGUGGUGGUGUUGAAGGAGGAGGAGGUGGGGAAUUGUCUUGGGGUGAAGCCCAGGGUUGGGCAGUUUGUUGGGUUGAGUGGUUGA
Sordaria macrospora k-hell is the source of this 1248-nucleotide messenger RNA. RefSeq lists its product as uncharacterized. Lineage: Eukaryota; Fungi; Ascomycota; Sordariomycetes; Sordariales; Sordariaceae. The record is from RefSeq and is a predicted model, not a curated record.